Molecule: messenger RNA, 420 nt
Organism: Aspergillus clavatus NRRL 1
Lineage: Eukaryota; Fungi; Ascomycota; Eurotiomycetes; Eurotiales; Aspergillaceae
Product: EMC6 family protein
Exons: 3
Coding region: 1-420 (139 amino acids)
Biological process (GO): protein folding in endoplasmic reticulum; autophagosome assembly
Cellular component (GO): endoplasmic reticulum; EMC complex; membrane
Source: RefSeq, a predicted model, not a curated record
AUGCCGCCCUCAACACAAGAACUCUCCCUCCUCAUCAAUCCGCUCGUCCCCGAAUCCGUCCAGCACAACAACCGCGUCCUCUCCCAACUACACUCGCUCACCUCCUUCCUCCUCGGCCUGACGGCGGGGAUCCUCGCCCUGCAGUCCGUCACGGGCUUCGUGUUCUACUUCCUCGGCACGGUGUUUGUGUCGGGCUUGUUCCAUCUGGUGCUACUGCGGCGGUCGCGGGGGCUGGGCGCCGGGGUGUACUUCCCUGGUGCUGGGGGGGAGAUUGCUGGGUUAGAUGAGAGGGGGUGGAUUGCGGGCGGGGUGAGGAGGGCUGGGGCGUGGAGGGAUGUGUGGGUUGGGGGUGGAGUGAUGGGGGAGGCGCUUUCGGGCUUCAUUCUGGGGUGGGCGGGUGUUGGGGGUGUUUUGAGGUGA